AUGAGGGAGGUCAAUUUCAGUAUCCCGAAUGUCAACAAGGCAUCGGUGGGCAUCACCACUGCUCUCUACGACCGUCGAGCCCUCGACUGCACAUCGACCUUGCCGCUCAUCAACUCGCUAAACCACCUUGCGUAUUUGACCACAUCUUCUGCUCGAAUCCGAGACAUUCUCACCGUCGAUGGAGGCAUCGAGCGCCUCGUCUGCAUCCUCAAGCAGGGCAGAAGCAAGGAUAUGAUGGACAUGUGGAAGUGGAAUCUCGCCUUUCAGUGCGUCGUCAACAUAGGUGUUCGUGGUACCGAGGGAGUUCGCACACGCGUGGUCGAGGCCGACAUGGUUCCUGUCAUUGCCACCAUUCUCGACAACUACAUCAAGGUGGUUGAAAAGUGUCGAGAAAAGGCCGAGGAGGCAAAGCAAAAGCACAUUUCCGAGCACCACCAUCGCCAUCGCAGCCAUUCUCAUCGUGAUAGCUCAAAGUCGACCUCGUUUACCAAUCGCACCAGCCGCGGCGAUCUCGAGCAACGUCCUUUCCGUCGUCAAGCUCCGCCCCCUUCGAUUGAUGUAUCAGCUGCCAGCUUUGCCGGUCCCUCGACUGCAACCACCGCUGAGCACGGUAACCUCGAGGCCACUCCGACAGGUCCCUCGUUUCCAGUCACUUCGCCGCCUGACCGAACCACCUUUACCGGCCACAGACACCAUCACCACCAUCACCACCAUGGACACCGCCACGAGUCUCGCCAGACUGUCGCUUCUCCUGCGCGUAAUGUCGUCCAGCCCUUGGCCAGUGCUGGCCCCAGUGGUGAUGCUGAUGGUUUCAUUCGCCCUGUUCGCGAUGUCGAUCGACUGCCCUCCAUGAUUCCCGUCUUUCCUCAUCCUGGCUUGAACACAUCGCAGCCAGCCUCGCCGACGACCCCGCUGCCGCCCCCUCAGGCUCGAUCCCCGACUGUGCGACCGGCUUCGGUUCUCGGCCCCAAUGCUCGUACUCGUAGACGCCCCUCCAUCAGACAUCAAAACUCCACGGCCGAUGCCAAUGUCGAUUCAGAUGAUUUGAACGCCGAGAGUGUCCAGUCGGACGAGUCACAGGAUGUAGACAUGUCUGGCAACAAUGAGAUGCAGCCUGCUGUUGGAUUCCAGGACAUUGCCAUGGACGAGGGUGACAGCACUCUGGUCGGUACUGGUCUGGAGCUGACUACACCCACCGUCUCCGAGGUUCCCGAGGCUGGAACGUUCAACAUUACCCACCGCGCACCUGUUGAUGGUAGCAUCCAGACCGGUACCACUACACCCGUUCCCACCAUUGGCCUCUCUCCGAAUCGACCAGUGGUUCCCACUGCUCCGCCCACACUUGCUACCCACUCCGGAGGUGUGCCUCGUUAUUUGUUGGAUCGAUCUCUGCCCAAUUCCAACCCGCAGAUGCUGGCCGCCAUGCCUAGAGAGGAGGAUGUUCUCAUGUCGCUACAGCUUCUCGCCUACGUUUCCAAGUACUGCAACUUGCGCUCAUAUUUCCAAAACAGCCACCUUGUUCCCAAGCUCAAGAUUGGCAGCGAGCUGCAACUGCUCGAUGGCGACAAUGUCAAGCCCGAGUCCACGAACGAGGAGGAAGAUGAGGAGGAGUACCUUCUUCCCAACGACUUCAACAUCUUUCCCUUGGUUGAAAAGUUUACAGUCCGAUACCACAGCACGGACAUGCAGUAUUGGGCUGGGGUUGUUAUGCGAAACCUCUGCCGUAAGGACGAUACCCGAGGUGGCAUUCGCCAGUGUGCCUACUACCAGUGCGGCAAGUGGGAGGAGUUUACACGACAAUUUGCCAAGUGUCGUCGUUGCCGUCGGACAAAGUACUGCAGCAAGGAGUGUCAAAAGAGCGCCUGGGCCUUUCAUCGCCACUGGUGUGUCCAGGCCUCUCAAUGA
Pestalotiopsis fici W106-1 is the source of this 1905-nucleotide messenger RNA. RefSeq lists its product as uncharacterized. Gene Ontology annotation, cellular component: MUB1-RAD6-UBR2 ubiquitin ligase complex. NCBI's taxonomy places the organism in Eukaryota, Fungi, Ascomycota, Sordariomycetes, Amphisphaeriales, Sporocadaceae. The record is from RefSeq and is a predicted model, not a curated record. Gene Ontology annotation, biological process: establishment or maintenance of cell polarity; ubiquitin-dependent protein catabolic process. The coding region runs from base 1 to 1905 and encodes 634 amino acids. The transcript has a single exon.